Malaclemys terrapin pileata is the source of this 2643-nucleotide messenger RNA. It is a transcript of the gene KCNJ4, whose product is annotated as potassium inwardly rectifying channel subfamily J member 4. The coding region runs from base 751 to 2124 and encodes 457 amino acids. Gene Ontology annotation, cellular component: plasma membrane. The record is from RefSeq and is a predicted model, not a curated record. Gene Ontology annotation, biological process: potassium ion import across plasma membrane; regulation of monoatomic ion transmembrane transport. The transcript has 4 exons. Gene Ontology annotation, molecular function: inward rectifier potassium channel activity. Lineage: Eukaryota; Metazoa; Chordata; Testudines; Emydidae.
GAGGGUGAUAAACAACAGACAGAAGGGAGAAACCGGUCCAAGAACUCAUCGCCAAGCUGCAGACAAAUAAAGCUCAUGAAGGAUGGAAAUUCCUCAAAACAAAAAAUGCUAAAAAGGGGGAGAUACAAAGUGCAGGAAAGAGAAGGAGAUAGAGACAAAUGAGGGAAAGUUAGAGCAUGCCAGAGGGAAUUCUUAGGAGGAAGAAGUAACUACUUGAAAAUAGCAAGGAGACAGAAAGAGAGACUAAAAGGAGAGAGACCCCCAGAUUCCUUAAAUCCAGGCUCGGUGACAGAUUUCAUGGUGGGAUGGAGAAAUCUCCCUCUUUUCCCUUUCCCUGACUUUUGGCUCUCCAGGACUCAAACAGGGAAUAACACAGGACCUGGUGCAUCCAUCACUACAGUGCGUUGUGUUGCCAGAGCGUGUGGGUGGACCUGGCAUGUCUCAUGUGAACUCCUGCUGCCACCCCCUACCCUGGAGGUCCCUCCUGUACACAUUGGACACUGCAUCCUCAUUAGUGGGCAAAUUUCAGAGGGGCUCCCUCUGCUUGGAAGCUGACGCAUUCCAUCGCCAGAGUCCAUCCAUUCCCACAUCACUUGAUGGAGGUGUGUGCUCAGCACCGAUCACAGGUAUGGCUGGCGCCACAGCUCAUCAGGGGUGAAUCCCAGCCUCACCUGGUCCUGUGUGAACUCUGUUGUUUGAGACCCGAGACACGUACAACUCCCACGGCACCUCACAAUCUGAGUUACCCUGAUGAUAAAGCGAGCCAUGGGUAGCGUCCGAGUUAACAGGUACAGCAUUGUCUCAACUGAAGAGGAUGGGCACAAGGUUUCUGCCCUAGGCAACAUGAAUGGGCACAGCUGGAAUGGGAAAGGACAUGUCCCCAGGCGGAAACGCCGUAACCGUUUUGUGAAGAAGAAUGGACAGUGCAACGUGUAUUUUGCCAACCUGAGCAACAAGUCUCAACGCUACAUGGCCGACAUCUUUACCACAUGUGUGGACACUCGCUGGCGCUACAUGUUUAUGAUCUUCUCAGCAGCCUUCCUGGUCUCCUGGCUCUUCUUUGGGUUCCUCUUCUGGUGCAUUGCUUUCUUUCAUGGUGACCUGGGUGCCACUGGGGUGGGCGGUGUCCCCACCACUGCAAAGCCCUGCAUCAUGCACGUCAAUGGCUUCCUAGGAGCCUUUCUCUUCUCGGUGGAGACACAGACCACCAUUGGGUAUGGGUUCCGUUGUGUGACUGAGGAGUGCCCGUUGGCCAUCAUGGCAGUAGUGGUCCAGUCCAUCGUGGGCUGUGUCAUCGACUCCUUCAUGAUUGGCACCAUCAUGGCCAAGAUGGCGCGGCCCAAGAAACGGGCCCAGACCCUCCUUUUCAGCCAUCAUGCUGUCAUCUCUGUGCGCGAUGGCAAACUGUGCCUCAUGUGGCGAGUGGGAAACUUGCGGAGGAGUCACAUUGUGGAGGCUCAUGUCCGGGCUCAGCUCAUCAAGCCCUACAUGACACAGGAAGGUGAGUACCUCCCACUGGACCAGCGGGACCUCAACGUGGGCUACGACAUAGGCCUUGACCGCAUAUUCCUGGUAUCCCCCAUUAUCAUUGUCCAUGAGAUUGAUGAGGAGAGCCCACUCUAUGGAAUGGGCAAGGAGGAGCUAGAGAUGGAGGACUUUGAGAUUGUCGUCAUCCUGGAGGGGAUGGUGGAGGCCACAGCCAUGACCACCCAGGCUCGCAGCUCCUACCUGGCCAGUGAGAUCCUCUGGGGUCACCGUUUUGAACCUGUGGUCUUUGAGGAGAAGAACCGCUACAAAGUGGACUACUCACACUUCCACAAGACCUACGAGGUGGCCGGCACCCCUUGCUGCUCAGCCCGGGAGCUGCAAGAGAGCAAGAUCACCAUCCUAUCUUCUCCGCCACCUCCUAGUGCCUUCUGCUAUGAGAACGAGUUGGCCUUAGUCAGCCAAGACGAAGAUGAGGAGGAGGAGGAGGUGGAAGUGGGGCCUGGGUUAGGAGGAAGCACCAAGAAGGAUGGAGGAGUCAUCCAGAUGACGGAAUUUGGGAGUCACUUGGAUCUGGAACGGCUACAGGCUGCCAUCCCCCUGGACACCAUCUCCUACCGCAGAGAGUCAGCCAUCUGACUCCUCCUGCCUUUCCAUUCUGCAUCUAUUGCCCACCAUCUCCUCCCUUUCACUCCAAUGCUUAAUUGAAACACUCCCCAAAGAACCUCCUUUGCCCACCUCUCAGCCCCUGAGCAUGUACUGUGUGAGACAUGCUCAUGUUUCCAGUGGGCACAACCCACACUGGAACAGACUUCUUGCAACCAGAUGGGAAAGAAAUAUGUGUAUUUUGAACUCCUACAUUGACAGCUGAUGUGAGGGAAUGUCCCCCACAAGCCCCACCACUGUUUGGGGCUGGAACCAUGGGAAGACAAGCUUGGACCCAAAGCAAUCGCCUCAGUACAACUGAUGGCCGCUAAAUGGGUCCAGACUGUUGCCAGAGAAGAAGUAGGCUAUAAAUGCCAACCAAACUGGGAGGACAGGAGAAUCUGGGGGUCAUGGGGAAAGAGUGAAAAGGAUCCGGGAAGUGGGGUGUAUUUUGCAUGUUUUUUGCUUGUUGUACAUGAUAUUAUUGUGUAUAAAACAGAUCAAGAACCAAAA